Molecule: messenger RNA, 1516 nt
Organism: Xyrichtys novacula (pearly razorfish)
Lineage: Eukaryota; Metazoa; Chordata; Actinopteri; Labriformes; Labridae
Source: the annotation of a GenBank genome assembly
GUGUCGCACAUGCGCAGUACAAAUCGGGUAGCAACAGGCACGUUAGCCACAAUCUUUCAAAACAGCUGCCAGAGAUGACGGUUUCAAGGUUACCACAUGCAGCGCUCACCUUAAAACAGGUAAAUUCUAAAGAAUAAUAUACACUCUCACAGAGAACUGCAGAAACCGACACCUACUGAACUCUACUCAUUUAAGACAGAGAAGAUAAAUGGUAAUGUGCUUCAGAGACUGAACCGGUUUUCUUGUGUGUUAGUUUUUACAGAGACAGAAGAUUCUGGGGAUUUACAGAAACAUGCUGAGGACCAUCCGGCAGGUACCAGCGGAGGCAGACCGGAAGUACCUCAGAGACUGGGCCAGAGACGAGUUCAAGAGGAACAAGAACGCCACAAACCCGGUAAAGAGGGAGGGUACUCCUGUUUGUCUUUUUAUUUGACAGUCAUCGAGGUCCCAUGGAGGUGAUCUGGCAGCUCUGUGAUUGAGGAGUUGAUGUCCAAAACUAGCCAAAGAAAGAGCAAAGUCUCCAUUCCAUCACCUCCUUUUUUACACUCUGAUUUUAUUCGUGUGGUAUGGGUUGUCACUGAUGUCUGGUCUGUUCUGUAUCCCGGGUCUUUGCUACUUCUCUGUUUGCCUUGGCUUUUCAUAUAUGCACUUAAAAGAAGGGCAAGGUGUGCUCUGCCUGCAUCAGACUUUGACAUCUCACAUAUGCUCGUAAUAAUGAAUCAGAUUUCUUACAGCACUUUAUCAGAGACUCUCAAAGCGCUUUACAUUAGAUACAUCAUUCAGUUGCUCACACAGUCACACUCUGGUGGUGGUAAACUACCUUCAUAGUCACAGCUGCACAGGGGCAGACUGACGGAAAUGUGGCUGCACAGACACUGGGACCAAGGUGGGUUGAGUGUCUUGCCCAAGGACACAUUGGACAGCCUUGGUAUAGGGGGGAAACGAACCGCCAACCUUCCAGUUAUUGGACGAUCACUCUACCUCCUGAGCUACUGCCGUUCAAGUGUUGAAUAUCUUCUUGCACGCAAACAAUUAAUUCUCUUUGACGUCUGUCCUAACUUAACUGAACCACUUAAAAAAUUUCAUGAAUAAACCUGUUAAAGUGCCUUUGAGUUCAUGAAGACUUUGAGUGCUAAUGUUUAGUUUUUCUCCAAGCUUUAUGCUGAUCACCUUUGGGGUUUUUCCGCUCACUAUGUCUUUCAGGAUGUGAUCCGUAUGAUGGUGACACAGGCCAACAACCACCUGGAGGAGCUGCAGAAAAGUUUGGCAUUGGCCAAGAGUUAACAUCUGUGACAACCGCGGACUUGAUCUGGACUGGCUCUAAAUGAAAACUAUCAUGUUUCACAGAGACCCUGGAGGGUAAAAUCCGGGAAGGGAAACUUCAGAAACUCUUCUUUGAUUGGAUGCCUUCUUGGAUGAUGGAAACAGCAUGGCACAUGUGAAGCAGGUCUCUGGUCGUAUUGUGCAUUUUAUGUAAGUGUUGUAUAUAUUAAAUUGGAACUCAUGAAAUCACAGA